AUGGAAGCAAAGUCACAACCGUCGCGGUGGAGCAAAGAACGCUACACAAACAUGCUCAUUCCCAGCUACAUUCCCCCGGAGUUGCUUCUGUAUGAUGAGGGCCAGUUCCUCAAGGCCUUUCUCCUCCGUGUGCUCUCCAUCGAUCUCAGUCGCUUUAUUGAGACGAAACGCUGCGAGGAGUACUUUGUGAACAUCCCAGUUGAGCCGGAGUACAACAGCGAGGGGCAGCGCACCAACACACCAGAUGAGCUUGUCGCGGAAAAACGACGCAAGGUGAUGGAUGAGCUGACAAACCUCCUCCGUCAGAUUGCGGAGAUGGGCCCGCAGCCAGGGACGCAAAAGGAGAUUGUCCGCAAGCGGUACUUCACGCAGGAGGAGAUGGACAACGGCGCCUAUGGUGCCAUCUUGGGUGCUCGUGGUUUGGUGCAUCAGGAGCUCGAGCAGACCACGAAGUGCAAGAUUGUGCUUGCGGGGCGUGGCAUCACUAACCCGCUGAAAGACACCAGUGCCAACGCGGCACGCGUCGCACUCGAGGAGCCGCACGCCCGCAUUACCGCUCCCAAUGAGCAGGCCCUGCAACAUGCUAUGGAGCGCAUUGAGUGGAUUCUCUCCGACGACCCAGAGGCGCAGGAGUUCCGCGAGAACAACCGCAAGCGGAUGGCGCAGAUUGAGGGCCGCUACGACCCGCGCACGUGGGUCUCUUCUCUCGAGAAGGACGGCGGUGAGGGGCCGCGCCCCGGAGAGAAGCGUGAGCGCGAGGAGGAGCUCGACGCGGACGUGCAGGAGUUCCUGGAUGAACUCUAA
Trypanosoma grayi is the source of this 804-nucleotide messenger RNA. RefSeq names its product branch point binding protein. The coding region runs from base 1 to 804 and encodes 267 amino acids. Gene Ontology annotation, biological process: regulation of mRNA splicing, via spliceosome. The transcript has a single exon. The record is from RefSeq and is a predicted model, not a curated record. Gene Ontology annotation, molecular function: mRNA binding. NCBI's taxonomy places the organism in Eukaryota, Euglenozoa, Kinetoplastea, Trypanosomatida, Trypanosomatidae. Gene Ontology annotation, cellular component: nucleus.